Conger conger (European conger) is the source of this 6995-nucleotide messenger RNA. Its product is annotated as myosin-16-like. The record is from RefSeq and is a predicted model, not a curated record. The coding region runs from base 423 to 6146 and encodes 1907 amino acids. The transcript has 37 exons. Lineage: Eukaryota; Metazoa; Chordata; Actinopteri; Anguilliformes; Congridae. Gene Ontology annotation, biological process: spermatogenesis.
UUAACGAAAACGGGUCUAACCACUGAGUACCAAUGAAUGGCAAGUUAAAAUCGAAUAGAAUCACAAUGUUUUUCGCGAAAAAUUACAUUUUGUCUACUAGUGUGAAAUAGCGAUUAUAUGUGACAAAACAGGAAUUAUUUUAGCCAGACUGAAUCUCAAUUGCUAGUUAGCAAAACUUUGUAGCCAUGAUAAUGCUAUGCAACAUUAACUUUUAGACGGAAUGACAGAGAAAGUCAGCUACAGUAACUUUGCUGGUUGACAACUUACCAGCUAGCUAGCUAGCUAAGUUAGUUCCGUUACUAGCUACGAAUGCAAAUUUACUUACUGCGUUUUAACGUUACUAUGCUCAGGUUUUCGCUGGUUUAUAAAGUUUGCAAGCUAGCCAUUCCAACUGUAACCUGUAACUUGGAACUGUUGGGAAAAUGGAGAAACGAUGCAAAAAUGCCACUGAAUCCCAAGGAAACAUUAAGCGAUCCAUAUGUGACAGCGAUGUUUUGAAGCACAAAAUGUAUAAAGUGCCUCCCCCAGAACUGGAUGAGGGGACAUUUCCCUGCCCUGUAACCAGGAACAUGAGACACCUCCUGGACGAAUUCAAGGGCUUGUACGAAGAGAGACUGAGGCGCCUGGAAUUCGAAACAGGAGGAGAGAGUCAUGAAGAGAUUUUGCGGAUGAAAGUACGCAUUCUGAAUUCCUAUGUGAAUGACCUGAGUGACCAAAACCAAGUUUUAAUCCAAACGGUGGAAGAUCUUGAGAAGGAAGCCAAUGGAAAGGUUACCUUUUUGGAGGCGAAGAUUCACAGUUCUGACCAGAUCAUUGGUGAUUUGGGCUAUCAGAAACGGUGCCUGGAAGACAGCAGGGAGAACCUCCGCAGUGAGAUGGUGGACAUGAAGCUGGACAUCAGCACCCUCUCCAGACUGGUCCAGCAGGUUCAGCACACACACACGCUGGAUGUUUCUGGUGUUACCCUCAGGACAAUUCCUCUGGAGCAAAUCGCAGAGGCGUCAGUUUACAGUAAGCACAUCUCAAAGCCAGAAGACAUUAUGAAGGCACAUGUCCGGGAUCUCCAGUCCCAGUUGAAGGCCAAGGACAGGAUUAUUCAGAAUCUCAGAGAGGAAAUUAAGCAGAGUUCACUUGAAAGAAUACAGAGCGAGAAGAAUGAGCCCUCUGAGGGAAGGCAUGCAAUCGUGUUCCUGCAGAGGAAAGUGGACUCCCUCCAGACGCUUGAACUGGAGAAAGUGACCCAGCUCACGGAGAGAGACAUCACCAUCGCCAAACUGCACACUGAGCUCCAGGUCGCCGAGCAAGAUGGAAGAGACAUGCAAAAGGAGAUGUCCAACCAGAGGGAAAAGGUUAAUGAGUUACAGGAAGCGCUUCGACAGCUUAAGGAUCAAAUGGCAGCCAAGGACGUUCAGAGCGAAGCCUUACUCCAGUGCAGCAGAGAUAUGGAGGAGAAGGCAACUGCCCUGACUGCUGAGCUUCAGAAGAGCAGAGAGCGUUUGCAGAAGCAGCAGAUGGAAUUAGUGUCCGCGAAACGGAAAGAAGACGGACUCCUCACAGAGUGGCAGGCGCAGGAGCAGAGGGUGGUGAAGGUGGAGCUGGAGCAGCGUCAGAAGCAGGAGGAGGCUUUGCGGCUGGCCUCUCUCACAGAGCGGCUGAACGUCCAGCUGCUGGAGGCCCGUGACUUACACACACAGGCCACAUGUCAGCUGGAUGCUACCAAGCGGGAGCUGGAGGGGGCGCGCGCCCAGUUGGCGGAAGCCAGACGACGCAGCGACGCCUGGCAGGUUGAGAGUGAAGCCAAAAUGGCGACGGUGAAGAACGAGCUCAGCCAAGAGUAUGGAAAUAAGCUGCGGGAACACGAGCUGAGAGGCAGACAGAUAAAUGAGGAGCUGCACGACUUGAAAGAGAAGCACGGCUCUGCCAAAGAGGAGCUUUCAAAGUUGCAGAAAAUAGUUGACGAGCAAGAGAUGGAGCUGAAGAACCUUCAUCUGCGACACAGGGUGAUCAAGGAGGACAACGGGAGACUGCUGGCCAGGCUGGAGGCCCAGACCGUGACCGCCCAGAGUGAACAGGAUGUUUUCACCAGUGAGAUCAGCAGCACAGAGGGUGUGAUCCAUACAAUGAGACUGCAGCAGCUGGAGAGAGAGAAAGACAUUUCCCAGGCAGCUCAACAGAUCUACGCGCUGGAAACCGUGCUGCAGGAGGAAAGAGAGAAAUCACUGGCAGCAGAAAGUGAGACGCAAAGACUGUGCCAAGUGAUACAUUCUUUAGAAAAACAACUCCAACAAGUGCAGCUUGCAGAAAAGGAUGCCGUGUCAAAGAUAAACGAGCGUGAGGAAAGGGUGAGGCACUUGCAGCUUGACCUGACCUCGUUGAGAGCCACGCAGGACUCUUUGAAGAGGGCGGUGAUGGUGAAGGAGCACUCUAACGGUGAACUCUCUCAGGAGUGCACUGACUUGAGGCAGACCCUGGGGUGCCUGCAAAACAAGCUCCAAUACAGCGAGGAAAAAGUUAAUAGCUUGGAUUUAGAAGUUGGACUGCUGAAGUCGAAAUUACAGGAAAAGACAGAGCAAUCUCAACAGCUGCAAGAUGAAAUUGUGAAGCAGCAGGAGGCUCUAAGUAGGGCAAAUGAAACUCUGAAAGACACCAGGAAAGCAGCUGGCAAUAAGAUACACAAGAAGGAAAACAAACUAGGUGUGAUGCAGAAGGAUUUGAUAGAGGCCCAAACUAAGUACUCUGAAUGUAAGAACGAGUUGCUCCGUAGGGAAAAUCUCCUGCAGAAGCUGAAGGAAGAGACCGGGCGGCUGACAGCCCAAAUAAAGGAGCAAUCCCAGGACAUUAACAAGCUCAGCAGCGAGAAGAAAAAACUCCAGCUGGAGUUGACGGUUGUCAUGGAGAAACACAGAACAGCGCAACAAGAGGUGAACAAUCGGGAUCAAGCGAUUCUGCAGCUGAAGACUGACCUGAAAGCGCGGGAGGAGCGUCACCACGGAGCUCAGGAGGAGCUGGGUCUUCAGGAGUCUGAGGUCAGCAGGCUUAAUGAGCGGGUGAAGAGUCUGCAGAAGGAGCUACGGGGGACGUGGGAGAGGAGCCGGGAGGAGGAGGCGCGAGCUGACCGCGCCCAGGAGGAGAAACAGAACCUGCAGCUCCAGCUCCACGCCGCGCAACAACAGCUGCAGUACCAGGUGAAAGUAGUUGAGCAGCUGACCUCUGACCUGGACAACACAAAGCAGGGUCACACUACUGAUAUGGAGCGCUGGAACCAGAAGACUCAGCUUUUGCAGAACCAGCUUGAUCAAUCGUGCAUGGACCUGCUGGACAGCCAGAGCAAAGCGCAGGAGCACAGGCUAAAGAGCAGGGAGAUGGAGGACAGGCUUCACCAGAACCAGGCUUUAUACCAGGAGGCCCUGGCAAAGAUCCAGGACGGAGCAGAGCUGGUGAAAAAACAAACCACGGAAAUGUUGCAUUUACACCAGCACCUAGAGGAUGUCCAAACAGAGCUGAGGGAGACCAGCAAUGCAGCCAAGAACCAUGAGAUGACAGCGGACAUCUUCAGACAGAAAUAUCAGAUGGCUAUGGACAAAGCACAGCAGCUGGAGGGGCAUAUUCAGAGUUUGGAGGAAGAGGUCUGCUACGCUAACAAACAGGUACUCGAGGCACAAGAUGUGGUCAGUGGCUUGCAAGCUGAGAUAUCAAAUGUGGAGGGUCUCUACGAGGAGAAGCGCAAACAGAUGGAAAAUUCAGAGGAUGCCAUUGACCAGCUAACGGAAGAACUCCAAACAACUCAGGAGAAGCUUAUGAGCAGCAGUAACCGCACCCUUGAAUGUGAGAAACUAAUAGAAAAAUUAAAAGAGCAAGUGGGCAUUCAACACAAAGAGAUUCUGGAUCAUGAAAAUACAUUCCUUCAGCUUCAGUCUCAACUCACAUCAUACCAGUUCAGCCAUAGCUACUCUAACAAAGAGUUUGAAGCCCAACAAAAACACUGUGAUGUUUUACAAAAGGAGCUGGCUUCGCAGAAGGAGCAGCUGGAGGAGCAGCUGGAGGAGCAGCAGGCCUGGAAGGAGGGGCGGGACAGGAGCACUCAGCAGCUGAAGACCGCGGUGCUUGGCCUCCGCGAGGAGCUCCAGACCCGCGUGCGGGAGAGCCAGGGCCUGGAGAGAGCCCUGCAGUCGCUGCACCUGGAUGCUGCGUCCGCCCAGCAGGCCCACAAGGCCGCUCUCGCCCAGCUAGAGCAGGAAGUGGCUCAGCUGGAGGUAGACCUCAGUGAGGCCAGGAAGACCAGCGCCCAGAGGGAGCAGGCAAUGGGAAAAAGGGAUGACCUUCUGAAGAAGUCUGAAGCUGACCUUCUUCAGGCGCAGGAGGCCAUCAAAGGCACCUCUCUGCAGCUGGAGCACCUCAAGCGCACAGUCGAGGACCUGAGAGGAGAUCUGCAGGCCGUGGAGAAGGACAAAAGCCAAAAACAGCAGGAGAACCUGGCUUUGAGGAGCGAAGUGAAGCGGCUGAACGAGGAGCUACACGACUUGCACAAGCAGCACAGAGAGACCGCCCAGGAGCGAGCUGGCCGGGAGGAGCGGGCCGCGCUGCUGGAGUCCAGCCUGAGCGCCGCGCGGGAGCAGCUGAGGGAGCGGACGGAGGAGGAGGCGCGGCAGGAGCAGAGUGUACGCACCACCCAGGCACAGCUCCGCAACGCUGUCCAGAGGGCCCGCGCCGCUGAGGAGGAGGCCACCGAGCUCCGGCUGAUGGUGGAGAGGCUGCAGACGGACGCGGGAGCGGUGAAGGAGUCUCUGAAGCAGGCCCAGCAGGAGGCAGCUGGCCGGGAGCAGGAGCGACAGAGGGCAGAGGUGGAGCACGACGGCUCCCGGAAGGAGGUCCUCAACCUCACGCGCCAGCUCCAGCAGCAGGAGGAAGCCAUGCGGUGUCUGAGGGAGGAACUGGGGCAGGAGCACACGCGCUACCAGGACCAGCAACGGCAACUUACCAAGCUGAAAACAUACAUGGAGAACAUGGAGACCGAGCUGGAACAUCUGAGAAUCAAACAAACCGGCGACGCCAACACGGCGAGGUGUUAUGAAGACUCAUUGACGAAGCAGAAAGCUGAUCUGCAAGAGGCCACUGACUCAUUGACUGCCUGUAAGGAGGACCUCCAGAGAGCGGAAGAGUCCAUCGCUAGCCUUCAGCAGGAACGAUCUUUGCUAAAGGAUGAAGUGGAAGCAAAGGCAGAGUGUCUGAAAACCGAACAGUGCCUUUUCAGAGAAAAGCUGGAGGCAGCAGCUGCAGAGCUGGAGACUCAGAGGCUGGCGGCGCAGCAGGCCCGUGAAGACAACGCACGCCUUCGCCAGGAGAGCCAGUUAGCGGUAGCCAGCGUCAACCGCUGGAUCAGAGAGCAGAAGAUGGCCAAUGAAGGUCUGGCUGGGAAAAUCAAAGAGCAGAACAAGCUUCUGACCAUUGUCAGCGCUGAAAAAGACCAUUUGCAAGAAACCAAAGAUGCGAUGGAGGUGGACCUCAGGAAGCAGAGAGCAGUGAUUGAUGAAAAUAAAAAAGAGAUUGGACAUUUAAAGGCCAUCCACAGUCACUCUGCUAAUCAGCAGGCACUUCUUAAUCAGCUCAGAGGUCGUCUGGAGGUAGAGGAGAUUGAGAGGGAGAGUCUCAUGACACGGAAUCUGUGCCAAAUCGAGGGCAUGCAGGCCAGGCUGAAGGCCAAUAUGGAGUCCAUCACCCUGCUGAAUGAGCAGCUGAGCACUGUGAGCGCAGAGAACGCGGAGCUGAGGAGGCUCCUGGAGCAGGAGAGGGCCCAGCGCAGACAGCUGGAGGUGCUGCUGAAGAGACCGCGUUCCCCCUGGUCUCCGUCCACCGGCAGCCUCUCCCAGCGCCUCCCCCUGACCCCGCUGCGGCCCCCGCCCCUCGCCCAGCCCGCCGCCCCCCCGCGAGGGCCCUCCAGCGGCCCUGAGGGGGGGGAGACGGCGGCCUUAACGAGAGGGGACCUUGAAGAAGCGCGGAUGAGAGACUCGCCGGAUAAGUCGUACUGGAUCCAGAGAGUGGGAGAGCUCUCCGCUCAGCUGCAGGAGAGCACCGAGUACUGGUCAGAGAAAAUGAGUGACCUGGCGGCCGAAGUCGAGCACGCCCAGUUCGCCUCCCCGAAGAAGUGAAGUCGCUGUCUCCCACCACCCCCUACCCCCCCCAGACCAAACGGGACUCACAUUCACCCUGAAAACUUGAAAACAUGGAAUGUACUGUAUGGGCACAGGGAAAUGAGUGGCUUAGGGUGCCUUCCGAAGCACCUGCUCUGAACUAUCCGUAUUGCACUGGGAAUAAUACCAUGUAUAUAGAUACAAACGUCUUGAGUGAAGGAAGUUUAUUAAUAUUUAUUAUUGACAUGAAAUUGAUCAGGUUAGCGGUUGUUUGGCGAAGGUUAAUGUUGUGCCUUGUUCUAAUUUUGUUGGUUUGCUCAUUUAUAAAGCGUUGGUUUUUAUUGGUCAGCGAGAUGCGUUUCAUCUGGUGUGUGUGCAUUAAAGUGCCAGGAGCCCCAUAAUGCACAGGAAAUGAGUGCUCAUCUCUGUCCACUGGCUGCUCCCUCAUAAAUAAGUGAUGGGAUGAAUCACCUUCUUUGUUAGUCCUGCAUGCUGAUGAUACAUUGUUAUUUCUCCUCCGUUUGUAUUGUGCACCAACAGUCUCAUCAUGUCCCCUCGGCUAAAGUGCGCUUUUUGUUUUGUUUUUCCUCAGAAUGAUUAGACCGAAUGACUUUGACAGAAAUUACAGACGGCCAACCUUUUUUCUUCCAAAUGCCUCCACAAUGCUUAACCAUUUUUAAUGCCCAUUUAUAGGAGCGUGCUUCUAUAGCCUUGUUUGUCCAUAGAGUUUAUAGAAGCCUUUAAUAUGAUUCUGUGAGUUCCGUUGUAUUCUGCUAUUGUAGUCUGUCCUUGCCAUGUUCUUUUCUUUCCUUUGUCCUUUUCAGUUGCCCCUAUAACUAUAGAUUAAUAAAUGUAUCAACAACCAAA